GAUUUCGGGGGGAUGGAGUGCAGAAAGAGUGGUUGAAACUAUUCUUCCACUGCUUCUUGUUGGCAGAACAGUGUGAGGCUAUUGGCUUGGUGGUGGCAUUUGAGCUUGCUUUUCCUUGUUGAGUUGGGAGACCCCCACCAAGUUUGGAGUGUCUGUACAUGGAAUAUGAAGAGGAUGAUGAUAUUUCCUUUGCAAAAUGGAUGAGCAGCUUCUGGGGCCACAACUUGAUCGAUGAGAAUGAGAAGGAGGGUAGAGGCCACAAGAAACGUCAGACACGACCCUUUAGUGAAAGGAGAGCCUCCCUUCCGGCCAGGCUUUCCUCCCUCCGUACAACGCGACUUCAUGCUUCAACCAAAGGCUCAUCUUCAGGCCAUCUCAAGGGCUCCAAGGAAUUUCAAGAAGACCAAGAUGUCAAAUGCCACUGCCACAGGAAGGCAAACAGAACACCUUCAGCAGACAGCCCAGAAACAAGAUCAAACUCCAUCCGGGAGUUUGCAGAGUCCUUUGAAAAGCACUUGCAUCUCAAAAGCAAACGCUCAGUUUCUUUGCAACCUGAAGGUAUGAAGGAGAGAAGAGAAAGAUUGCAUUUGAGAAAAAGCAAGGCUCACAAGAGAAUGGGAGAGAAAUCGGAGCCAAGAAGAGAGCAGGAAGAAGAUGAAGGUUCGGAAGUUGUACCUGCAAAACACAAUGAACAGUUGCCAUCCCAAGCAAACAUUGAGAAAGGAUACUUAUACACAGCCAGCUAGAAUGUGUUGAGUGAUGAAUUUUAAUGAAUAACAAAUUUUAACAAUCCCCCUGAAGAGCAGAGGGAGCAUUUUUGUUUUGUUAUGACUAGAAGAGGCCUAGAAUAAACCCUAACCUGUAAAAUAAAAGUUAAAUUCCACUGCAUCAUUGACACCAUGUUACUACCUUCCUGUCUUUACUUUUUCUGUUAAAAAUGUGACCCUUGUCAUAGGAGUGUAUCUGUAGCAAGACCCGAGUUAGCAAUUAACUACCAUGAGAGGCUUUCAGGAAAAUUUAGCAUUGCGGCAGGACAGUGGUGGCUGUGUUCAUUUAAGACGAGAGCAUGUAAUUACAGAGCCAUACAAGAGUCAUCCAAAGCCUUAUGUUUCUGUUUUAAUUUAAAAUAGGCUUAUUGGUAGGUUUGGGAAGGAAAAAGUACACAUAAGCAGCCACCUGAUUCCUGGUCCUGACAUUCACUUAGAUUUGUCUUGGAAGCAGGUAUCUUUUUUGUUUUGACAGUCUCCCAACUCCAAAUUUAUGGAAGUAAUCAAAGAGAAGCCCACAUGGCCUCUUCUACACUUUCCUGAUGGCUUACUUCUCUCUGCUCUCCCUAUCACUGUGCAAUACAACUCUUGUUUCUCUGGCAUCCCCUAGCCCCUCUCGGAUGUCCUCAGUCCCAUUUCCCCAGUCACACAAAUAGUCCUUUCUCCCAACUGUAACCUCAUAAUCCUGCUUCUUUUGUGGCCUUCCUCCUUCCCAUUUACUACUUCAUAGCCCUGCCUCGUAGGUACCAACCUCUUCUGCUACAUCUCUCGUUUUGCCUCAUCAAAAUUUGAGACUUGCUGAAACCUCUCCAGUAAAAACAGAGGUGUUCUACCUCUCAUAAUAUCUUAAAAGGGUUGCCACACAUUCAGGGUGAAACAUAGCAACCCUUUUUCCCUUUUUCCCUUUUCUAGAACUAGGGCUGAACCAAGGGAAUGGGAACUGGCUCUGUCUAUAGUAAACAGGACUUAGGAAAAACUGUUUCCUCUGGCUGAAGAUCUCCUGAAGUCAGACAUAAAUCUCACCAACUAUAAGUAAGAUUUUCUUCUAUGCAGACGAAAUCUACCUCCACAUGCUCAUAAACACAUACACACCCACACAACACCUCCACACCUCCUUCUUCAACACGUAAGUCUUCCCUGGAGAGAAUAACCCUGCCCUCUUUGGGAAUAAUUUCCCCAGGCCUAGCAUAGAGAAAGCCUGCUUUGGAUAAUACAAUUAGAGAAGAGUGAAGACUAAUGAAGUAAGGAUCAGAAGUCAAAGUCUGCUGGGUAUUCUUCCUGUGAUUUUCUGUAAUUAACAUAGAUCAUAUUAUUUUACUUUAGAGCCUUAAUUUUGAAUGUUCAACCUUUUAAAAGCUUAGGGCAUCCUUAAAACUUUGUAACACAUCUCCAUUAAAGGAUUGGUUUUCUUUUUAAAUAGGGAUUUGGGGAUAUCUAAGAAAAAAAUUGAACCCUUGCUGAUGCUUGUAAAUUGCUUCUUGCCUGGUAACAUAUAUUAUAAACUA
Messenger RNA from Tyto alba (common barn owl), 2272 nucleotides. RefSeq names its product leukemia NUP98 fusion partner 1 (gene LNP1). The coding region runs from base 159 to 746 and encodes 195 amino acids. The transcript has 3 exons. The record is from RefSeq and is a predicted model, not a curated record. Lineage: Eukaryota; Metazoa; Chordata; Aves; Strigiformes; Tytonidae.